AUGGCCAAUCCCCAGAAGAUAACGCUCAAGACUCUUAACCGCACUGCAGCCAGGCUUUUCGUUCAGUGGAAAGGGCCGAUGAGUCACGCACAGGCACUGCAAGCAUGUGCAGACAAGUUUGAGUCCUCCGUAUGGUCAUCAGACAUCCGGAAAUCGUUUGCUGUAACCUCUAUUUGUUUCGAGCCUAUGCAAUUCCUUCCGGUGUCCGUUCCUUCUUUGCCGCUGGCGGAAGCUGCGCGGGAGGUAGAGGCAUUGUCCCUCAAGCGGCCGCCUUCGCCAAUGCCCCAAGAGCACAUCGAGCCGAAGCGCCCUCGUAUUCAUUCGGCCAAGCGGCAGAAGGAGCCUGCAGUUAACGGGAUGCAAACCGCUUACACUGGUCAAGACUCUCGUGCGUCUUUCUCUGCGGAUGCAAGUGCGGAUGCCCCUCUCGACGAAGACGCAAAGCACCUCUUUGGCUCGUCACCUAUGCCUGAUCCUGACGCCUCCGACUUGAGUACUCGUUCUCAGACUACGUCCAACGAUGAUGCUACGAUACGCCCAAGAGAAGAAACCAGAUACGUAGAUUUCAGUACGGAAUCCUCCCGGCGAGCCACAACCCAGCGCAAGCAGAAGGAGAACCAGGCCGGUGCCUACAAACCUCAUGCAUCCCAUGGCUUCAACGUCACAAGGCUGCCGCUCGUCAAUGCUGGUGUCUGUGCCAACACUCUGCAACCUGCGCCCCCUGUCUCCUGCUAUCCUAUGGCCGCUCUAGCUGACAACGCUGGUGGGUCUGCGCUAGCCACUGCGACACCAGCCCGGCUUCUUUCAGCUUCAGGUCCGGACCCGUCUGUCGCUGGGACCACGUCGACUGCUCUAGGCGACCUCGAAGCUCCGAAUCGUACUGUGGUCUCUAGCUCUGUGAUGUCUGGUGCAACGGAUGUUGGUCCCUCCCACACGGCCGGACAACCCGGAAGCACCAAUGGGCUACUCGGAUCUGGACGGGGCACUGAACAUACCGGCUGCUGCGAGAAGGCACGCGCGCUAGUGAUCUCCACGCACCAAACCGAGCUCGCGGAAGCUGCUGCUGCAAUGCACCGUAUGGACGAGGCACGCAGGAGGCAGGAGGUAGCCGACGUGAAGCAGAACAUGCGGGCCUUCAAACAAGCGAGGCUGCUUCAAUCGCUUCGCGCUAACGAGAAAUUGUAUAUGCGCCGCGGCCAUGUACUUGAUGACGAAUUCUUGGAGUUGUCCCAGAGUCAGUACUAUCAUCAUGAUGUUGCUUCAUCGGUCGGCGAGCGAGUGCGAUGCUGACUCGAAUCCCUUUGAUCUAGUUCGUUCGCAUGCGAACUAGCCAGGACGCCUUUGUAAGUCGUGGCGUCAUGUCGUAGGACAAUCAACACAUACUAUUUAUUCUGUCAUUUUUCGGACGAUACGUCUGGCGUCAUGUAUGUAAACGGGUAUUAGAAAUGGUGCAGCU
Messenger RNA from Fomitopsis serialis, 1456 nucleotides. RefSeq lists its product as uncharacterized. NCBI's taxonomy places the organism in Eukaryota, Fungi, Basidiomycota, Agaricomycetes, Polyporales, Fomitopsidaceae. Bases 1 to 1290 code for a protein of 429 amino acids. The transcript is spliced from 6 exons. The record is from RefSeq and is a predicted model, not a curated record.